UCCGGGGAUGCUCCAAAUCCUUCUUGGUGCCUUUUGAUGUCGUCGGAGGUCGGAGGUCGGAUGUUCGGGUCGGUGUCGUUGAAUGCGAGCUCGGGGGAGCCAAUGCCGGAUGUCGUGGUGUUCUUUUGCUAGUUUCUUGUUCUUGAUUCAGCCGGGACUUCCUGCUCGGGUAUUGGGAGUGUAGUCGUUGCUUUAGGAGGAAGUGCAGAUAUAGAGGGGGUUGCAGGACUGUUGAUGAUCGUUUUCUGGUGGUCUUUGAACAGAAGGUUGCGCGUUUUGGUGUGCAGAUUCUGUCGGGUUAGGGUUUUUGAGGCAAUGGUUCUUGCGAAUUAUUGUUUUUAUCGAAGGCGGUGAUGAAAUUUAGUGUUUGUAAAUGAUCAAUGCUUUCGAUUUUUGUUUCUCGUCGUGUUAGUAUAGAUCGAGAAGAAAGUGUGAACGGGGAACAAAAGAGUUGAAGCUGUUAGUUUUUCCUGGUGAAAAUGUAGAUGCGUUCUUAUACGUCCGCGUGGAGUUUAAGAACAAUCCGAUGGUGAAGAAAGAAAAGUGUUCUGAGGUUGAGGUGGAUCUUUGAUCAGCGAUGCCAAGCAUUAGAGCUCCAUCCUCAAAAAGGACUGCCAGCUUGCUGGUAUCAGUAAAAUGCAGGCCACUGACGGAAGCAGAACGAAAGCGGAGUCGGCAUAUUAUUCAAGUAACUGAUGAUAAGAGCUUAACUGUUUUGGAUCCUGACCUGUCGAAGGACUAUCUUGAACUCAUCCAAAAUCGAACCAAAGAGAGAAGAUAUUGCUUUGAUCAUGUCUUUGGACCUGGAUGUACUAAUGCAGAUGUUUAUCGGAACAUAUCAUCUACAAUCGCUGGUGUGGUUCAAGGUUUAAAUGCCACAGUAUUUGCAUAUGGUUCAACAGGAAGUGGCAAAACUUACACAAUGGUUGGAACCCGUAAGGACCCUGGACUAAUGGUUCUUAGCUUGCAUACAAUUUUUGAUCUUAUCAAGAAGGAUAAGAGUUCAGACAUCUUCGAAGUCUCUUGUUCUUACCUUGAAGUGUACAACGAAGUCAUCUAUGAUUUGCUUGAAAAAUCAUCAGGACACUUGGAGCUUAGAGAAGACCCUGAGCAUGGCAUUAUGGUUGCUGGUUUAAGAAGCAUUAAGGUUCAAUCAGCAGAUAAGAUUCUGGAACUUCUGAAUCUUGGAAAUAGCAGACGCAAAACUGAAAGCACAGAGGCAAAUGCAACAUCAUCCCGAUCUCAUGCAGUUCUGGAGAUUACUGUGAAAAGAAAGCAAAAAAAUCAAUAUCAGAGUCGGAUCCUCCGUGGAAAACUUGCACUAGUUGAUCUUGCUGGCAGUGAAAGGGCUUCUGAAACUAACCUUGGAGGCCAAAAGUUAAGGGAUGGAGCUAAUAUUAACCGUUCACUGCUUGCUUUGGCAAACUGCAUAAAUGCCCUUGGCAAGCAACAGAAGAAGGGUCUAGCAUACGUCCCUUAUCGUAACAGCAAGUUGACCCGUAUCCUAAAGGAUGGACUUAGUGGCAAUUCUCAAACAAUUAUGGUUGCAACUAUAUCACCUGCAGAUGAUCAGUAUCACCACACUAUAAAUACACUGAAAUAUGCUGACCGAGCUAAGGAGAUCAAAACUCAAGUUCAUAAAAACAUUGGGACAGUUGACACUCAUCUUGCAGAUUACCAACGAAUGAUCGAUAAUCUCCAGAUUGAAGUUUGUCGUUUGAGAAAGGAGUUAGCUGAGAAGGAAUCUCAGUUAAGCAUCAAACCUGUGGAAAAAGCUGCAGAUGAUGAACUAUCGUGGUUGAAUAUCUUGAGUCGUGAAACAGGUGAGAAUGUACAGGAGCGCAUAAAUCUGCAAAAAGCACUUUUUGAGCUUGAGGAAACUAACAUACGAAACCGCACCGCGCUUCAACAUCUUGAUGAUGAGAUUGCUAUGCAAGAGGUUAUAGAGAAGGAUGGAGCAGUUGUGCAAGCACUAAGAUCAAGGAGACAAGUUAUUUUGGAUAACAUCCGUGACAAUGAUGAGGCUGGUGCUGGUUACAAGAAGGAUAUAGAGAUAAAUGAGAAACGACGAUGUCAGCUUCAAGAUAUGAUUGAUGAAGCCAUUAGUAACAAUGGCAACAAAAUUUAUCUGCACAUUCUUAGUCAGUACAGACUUCUUGGGAUGGCAAAUACUGAACUUCAAUUUGAGAUGGCAAUGCGAGAUCAAGUCAUUCAUGAUCAAAGAGAAUCUAUGAAAAAAAUUUGGACUGUGCUCUUGGAAUUGGGGCUUGACCAAAAGCAAAUAAUGGAUCUGGCUGUUAAACAAGGGAUCAAAAUAGAAGAAUGUGCUACAGCUCAAGCAAGUUACCUGAGGACGUUGCAGUCACCAGUUAUUUCUAUUGUUGGAACCCCAUCUUGUGUGUUAUAUCACAGCCCAUGUUUGCAGACACAUCCUUCUAAUGCUUGCAUCUUCCAACAUCACCAAGGCUGUAGCUCCGUAGCUUACGUCAGGUCCCAAAUUGACAGUCCUACUGUCUGCAGAGAGGAGCACCAUAACUCUUAUUACUUGCACUCUCAUGAUCACCCACACAUGGCAUAUUCUGGAAUGGGAGAAACAAGGUCAAGUGGAAGACCAAAUCCAUGUUUUUAUACUCCUGAGAAACCUGCUCAGGAAGCAUGGUGCUUCUGCUCACCAAUGAAUGCUCAGCCAUACCCAUGCAGUAAUGAAAGAUCGGGUUCUGACAAAGACUUGCGGCAUCACCCAAAGGAAACAUGUUUUGCAAGAAGGCAAAUACUGCAGGAAGAAUUCCCUUCCGGACUGAGCCGCAGAAACCCGAAGGAGGAACUUGGGAAUAAUGGUGAAUUAAACUGUGAAUUACAUGAGCAUCAUCUUUUCCUCAACUCACUGACGAGGCAUCCAGAUUUUUCCAAGUCUUUGCCAUCCUCUGGAGCUGUUGGUGUGAGACCCUUGAACAUUCCUGGGCUGUAAUGAGCCUUACCUUUUAUUUUUGUACAAUAUCCUUCUUUUACUUUGCUAUUUUUCCUAUUUUCUGUACAGAGUUUGCCACAGUGGAAGGUUGUAAAUGUUAGUUAGAUACAUGUAUAAGUGAUUAAUUGCCUGUAUGUGAUUGAAAAUUUUAGUGUGAUCAAGUUUGAAUUAUCCAUUUUUA
Messenger RNA from Musa acuminata AAA Group (dessert banana), 3149 nucleotides. RefSeq names its product kinesin-like protein KIN-8B. The transcript is spliced from 17 exons. Bases 578 to 2968 code for a protein of 796 amino acids. Gene Ontology annotation, molecular function: microtubule motor activity; microtubule binding; ATP binding. Gene Ontology annotation, biological process: microtubule-based movement. The record is from RefSeq and is a predicted model, not a curated record. Lineage: Eukaryota; Viridiplantae; Streptophyta; Magnoliopsida; Zingiberales; Musaceae.